Molecule: messenger RNA, 570 nt
Organism: Lathyrus sativus (Indian pea)
Lineage: Eukaryota; Viridiplantae; Streptophyta; Magnoliopsida; Fabales; Fabaceae
Source: the annotation of a GenBank genome assembly
AUGAGUAGAGCAUUUUCAUCAAAGAAAGCUUCCUGUUUGCCUCCACCACCAACGCCGACAACUACAACUGCGAAGUCGAGUUCAAACAGGAGGCAAAUUCCUCGAAGCCCUUUACAGGAUCUCUACCGCAUUUCCAGCAGCAACAACGGUAGUGAUGCUUCUUCUUCCGUCUCCACUAAAGUCCCAAAGGGUUGCCUCAGGUUCUUGGCUUCUUCUUCUUUCAAAACCCCUAUGAAUAGACCAAAAAAUAUCACCAAAACACCCAAUUCAGCAUCUCAUGGACUUGUAUUAAAACAACCUAAGUCCAAUUCCUCGAAGGAGAAUCAUCCAAAUGGCGAUAAUAUUAGGCUGCAAACCAAAACAGUUGUACCAAAUAAAGCUAGGAAAAAUCCACUAUGUCUCUACCAGUGGCAGUCUGGUAAGAAAACUGGUUCUAGGACUGGCCAAAAGUCUAAGCUUAGUUUGGCUUUGAAUGAAAAUGGAAAAAAAUUAUCUACACCGAAGGAAUCAAAGAAAAAAGAGGAUAUUAAUGUUGUUGAGUCUUCCCGUCUCAAAUCAUCUUACAGCUAG